AUGCCUCUAUCAAUAUGCCAAAAGCUGGAAGUCGGAGAACUAAAACCCAUAACAAUUUCAUUGCAAUUGGCUGACUGGUCUGUGAAAUACCCUGUGGGCAUUCUAGAAAAGAUCCCUAUCAAGAUAGAAGAGGAUGUUCAAAUCCCUAUCAUCCUGGGAAGACCCUUCUUAGCAACCGUCAGAGCAAUCAUAGAUGUCAAAAAUGGGCAGCUGACUCUCAAGGUAGGAGAUAAAGAAGUGGAAUUCAACUUGUUCGACACGAUGAAACACAAAUUCGAACCUGAUGAAUGCCUUAGGGUUGACAUAGUUGACAAGCAAGUUGAGGAGGAAUUUCAUAAAGCCCAUCCUGAAGAUCCUCUUGAAGCAUGCAUUGUGCACAGCCACACAGCAAAUAAUGAGAACACAGAAAUGGUAGCCUAUGCAUAA
This is a messenger RNA of Hevea brasiliensis (rubber tree), 426 nucleotides long. RefSeq lists its product as uncharacterized. Lineage: Eukaryota; Viridiplantae; Streptophyta; Magnoliopsida; Malpighiales; Euphorbiaceae. The transcript is spliced from 2 exons. The record is from RefSeq and is a predicted model, not a curated record. Bases 1 to 426 code for a protein of 141 amino acids.